AUGUGCCAUACGAAGCUUUAUAUAUUUCAUGACACCGAAAUUGACAAAAAAUAUUCAUCAUCCAAAGACAAAUACCAGAUAGUUCAAAAGCAGCAAUGCAGCCGCGUUCGUUACCCAGUGGAGUGGCGCGAGGCUUCGCUGGGCGGCGGGGGGGGCGGUGGGGUCCGUGGGGGGAAGCCGGGCGACCGCAGGGCGGCGGGGGCGGUGGGCGGGACGGGCGGUGACGUCACCGCGGGGGGCAGAGCGGCGCGCGAUUGGCCGCCCUGCGCGCGCCGCUACCGAAUAUGGGACCGCGGGCCCAUUGAUAAAAGUGCGUCGCGGCACGCGCGGCGCCAGUCCCCUCCGCACCGGCCGCGCGAGAGGCCGUCUCCACGCUGGCGCUGUUCG
Molecule: messenger RNA, 387 nt
Organism: Iphiclides podalirius (scarce swallowtail)
Lineage: Eukaryota; Metazoa; Arthropoda; Insecta; Lepidoptera; Papilionidae
Source: the annotation of a GenBank genome assembly